This is a messenger RNA of Mytilinidion resinicola, 657 nucleotides long. RefSeq lists its product as uncharacterized. The record is from RefSeq and is a predicted model, not a curated record. Lineage: Eukaryota; Fungi; Ascomycota; Dothideomycetes; Mytilinidiales; Mytilinidiaceae. The transcript has a single exon. The coding region runs from base 117 to 518 and encodes 133 amino acids.
UUCCGCAUUGCAAAGGGCGUUUCCUCCCUUCGAACGCCGCUGUGUAAGGGCAGUCGAAGCGGUCAGGGUGUGCGCCCACCACAACCUCACGUUCUCCGAAAUCGACGUCUGUACCCAUGGUCUUUGGACCGGCCCAUUCCGGUGCCAACAUGCCAGCCACCGCAUCGCACACUGGCCAAACCGGUGGCACCCAAAAAUCCUUUCGCUGGGGCAAUCAUAUCGAGAUCAGGUCUUGGAUCUCGAUCAUCAGCGCACCCCGAGGCAUCGCAAUCGCCGCGUCUACUCUCAAAGAUCCACCGAGCUUAUCCUGCGAGCCGCUCUGCACGCAUCUGAGUCUUAACGACUCCAUCAUCCUGUGUCUGGUCAGCAAGCUGGUUGCAGCGCGGCAAAACGGCUCGCUGGAAUGGCGUCGAUCGGAAGAAUGCAGCUGCGUCCACGGUGGCAAAGGGUCGACCCCCUGUCUACGGUGGCACCAGCGCAAAGACGACUCGGACUUCACCCGUGCCCAAGGGGCGUAGGUGUCGGACUCGUGGAAUCGGAGCUGCCAGGAUCAGGAGACGGAAAGGGUCCCAGGGUCUCAACGCUUCAGAUGGCGCGCCAUAUGGGGCUGCAGGUGCGAUUUUAAGGUGUUUGUGCGCCGUGUGCUGGGUACGGACC